AUGCAUAAAAUGGGUAAAAAAGACGAGGAGGCGGGAAACCCCUUUCAAAAUGUUGACCGCUCAACCGCACUCCAGGAAGCUAAAAAGUUCCACGAAACCCCACUCCGACCAAGACUCUGCUCGGAAACUUGCACCAAGGUUAUCUAUCUUGCAAACCAAGGUGAAGAAUUCACUACAACAGAAGCAACCGACUUUUUCUUUGCCAUGACCAAACUCUUCCAAAAUAACGAUAUCACUCUCCGUCGUAUGUGCUAUUUGACUAUCAAAGAGCUCUCUAAAAUGACCGAACACGCUUUUAUCAUGACCCAGUCGCUGACCAAAGAUAUGAACGGCAGUCAAGAUCUUUUCCGACCAGGUGCUGUCCGAGCUCUUUGCUCGAUUACAGAUCCCACUACUCUUCAGUCGAUCGAAAGAUACAUGAAGCAAGCUAUUGUUGAUAAGAACACAGCUGUUGCAUCCGCCGCACUCAUUUCUUCUUUCCAUCUCUGUGACAGAGCCUACGAUAUCGUUAAACGAUGGGCAAAUGAAGCACAGCAAGCUAGCAGCUCCGACAACCAAAUGGUGCAAUACCACGCUUUGGGUCUCCUUCACCACUUGAGAAAACGAGAUCCUCUUGCCAUCGAGAAGCUCGUCGUCAAGCUCUCCCGAAGUGGCCUCAAGUCUCCCUUGGCCUACACUCUUUUGAUCAGAAUCGCCGCCAAGCUUCUCGCCGAGGAUGACGAUCGAACAGCUCUUUUCGAUUUUAUUGAGUCCUGCUUGAGAAACAAAAACGAAAUGGUUGUUUAUGAAGCCGCAAGUGCCAUCGUCAACAUGAAAAACAUCACUCACAAAGAGAUCGCUCCAGCUGUUUCAGUUCUCCAACAAUUUUGUGGCUCUCCAAAGCCAGCCCUUCGAUAUGCUGGUGUACGAUCGCUUAAUAAGGUUGCGAUGAAGCACCCAUCUGCAGUUACUGCUUGCAAUUUGGACUUGGAGAACCUUAUCACCGACUCUAACCGAUCCAUCGCCACUCUUGCUAUCACAACUCUUCUGAAGACUGGAUCAGAGUCCUCUGUUGAGCGCCUCAUGAAACAGAUCUCCAAUUUCAUGUCGGAGAUCUCAGACGAAUUCAAGAUCGUCGUUGUCGAAGCUGUUUCUGCGCUUUGUGCAAAAUACCCACGAAAACACUCUGUUAUGAUGGAGUACCUUUCCAAGAUGCUUCGAGACGAUGGUGGAUUCGACUACAAGAAAGCCAUCGUUAACUGCCUCAUUACUAUCAUUUCCGAGUCCCCUGAGUCCAAAGAACUCGGCCUCAUGCAGCUUUGUGAAUUCAUCGAAGAUUGCGAACACACCUCUCUCGCUACUCGAGUUAUCACACUGUUGGGCGACCAGGGUCCACUAUGUGCUAAUCCUUCAAAGUUCAUCAGGUUUAUUUAUAACCGAGUCAUCUUGGAAAACGAAGUUGUUCGAGCUGCUGCGAUCUCUGCUCUUGCUAAGUUUGGAGCUGUCCGAGAGCUUACAGACUCCGUUCUCACUCUCCUCCACAGAUCCAUGGUCGACGAAGACGAUGAAGUUCGAGACCGAGCAACUUUCUACUACCAUAUCCUGAAGCUCAAGGAUGAUAAGCUCAACUCUCAGAUGAUCAUCAACGGUCUCGUUGUUUCUCUCCCAGCACUAGAGCGACAACUUGCUGGUUACCUCGAAGUCUGCCCAGAAGAACCAUUUGAUAUGAAGACUGUUCCUGUCAUGGCAGUCAAGGAAGAAGUCGAGAAGCAAGCUACUGCUACUAAAAAGAAGGAGCCAAGCCGUGAUGAGAUCUACGCCGAAGAACUUUCGCGCAUCCCUCAAUUCGCUGCUCUUGGCCCUCUGUUCAAGUCCUCCGCUGAGCAGAAGCUCACCGAAGCCGAGACAGAGUACCAAGUUUCCGUUGUCAAGCACACCUUCCUCAACCACAUGGUUCUCCAGUUCAACUGCGCCAAUACGCUCAACGACCAAGUUCUCAAAGAUCUUACGAUCGAGGUUGAAGGCGCUGAUGGAUACGAACCCACAAGCUACAUUUCUACGGAAGAACUUGUCUACGGCACUCCUGGAAAAACCUACUGCAUUAUGGAUCUACCAGAAGCCGAUGAAGUUUGCGCUUCCAGCUUGAGCUGUCAGAUGAAAUUCAUCGUCCACGACUGCGACCCCAACACUGGAGACGUCGAUGAAACCGGUUAUCCAGAUGAAUACGUUAUUGAUGAUAUCGAAAUUUCCGUCGGAGAUCAUAUUCAGAGAGUGCUUAAACCUAACUUCCCCGCUUCCUGGGAAGAAGUCGGUGACGAGCAUGAACUCGAAGAAACCUAUCAUCUUUCUGAAAUCGGCACUCUUGAAGAAGCUGUCAAACAGAUCAUCACAUUCCUCGGCAUGCAGCCAUGUGAGAGGAGUGACAAAGUGCCAGAAGGAAAAGUUCACCAUGUUCUUAUUCUCAGCGGUGUUUACAGAGGUGGCCAUGAGAUCCUCGUCAGAUCGAAGCUUGUUCUCAAGGACGGUGUUCAAAUGCAAUUGACCGUGCGUGGAACAGAUCCAACUUCAGUCGCUGUUGUUGCAUCGGCGAUCGCCUAA
This is a messenger RNA of Oikopleura dioica, 2577 nucleotides long. The record is from the annotation of a GenBank genome assembly. NCBI's taxonomy places the organism in Eukaryota, Metazoa, Chordata, Appendicularia, Copelata, Oikopleuridae.